ACCUCCUAUUCCUUCCUUGUUCUUGGAAUUUUUUUGUUUUAAUUUUAUUUUCUUAACUGAGUGUUUCUUCUCAUAUCAUUUUCAUGUUCCCUACCUCACCUAUAUUUUGCUUCUGCUUUUGAUCACCCCUUAAUGGGUUUCUCUCCUCUCUAGCAUGUGCCAUUCCUUUGUUUAAUCACAAAAGCUGAUUUCCUUUUCCUUUCCCUUCUAACUUGCCAAGCUUGAAUUUUUCCCAGUUGGGGUUCCUCAGAAUUCCCCUCGGAAUUUGGUUUUCUCUCCAGGGAAUUCUUCCAUAUUCAUGUGCUUGCUUGAUCCUUUGCCAAAAUUUCCUUUCUUGAGCCUCAAACUAUGGUCUAAAACUCUAAAUUUGUACACUUUAUUUUUUUGUUUCCCAUCUCAAGUUCUCAACUUUACAAUCCUGUGAUCUUCAUUUCCAAUCCCUUGAAAAUUCCUGUUUUUUUUUUUUUUCUUUUUUGGUAAUUUCCUUUCUGGGUUUUUGAUUCCAUGGGACUCUGUCAUGGAAAACCCAUCGAAACCCACCAAUCUCAAUCCGAGAUCACCACAAUUCAAGACUCAAACUUUCCUCCAACGAAUUCCCAGACAGGAAAAUCCUCAAACUUUCCAUUUUACAGCCCAAGUCCUCUCCCAAGUCUCUUCAAGAACUCACCUGCAAAUUCCAAUUCCAAUUCAAGUGUUAGCUCAACGCCCUUGAGAAUCUUCAAAAGACCAUUUCCACCUCCUUCACCGGCGAAGCAUAUCCGGGCAUUGCUUGCCCGAAGACAUGGCUCCAUCAAGCCCAAUGAGGCCUCAAUACCUGAGGGAAGUGAGUGUGAUGUUGGUUUGGACAAGAAUUUUGGAUUCUCCAAGCAUUUUGGAGCUCAUUAUGAACUUGGUGAAGAAGUGGGACGAGGGCAUUUUGGGUAUACUUGCUCGGCUAAGGCAAAGAAAGGGAGUUUGAAAGGAAUGGAUGUGGCUGUCAAGGUCAUUCCAAAAUCAAAGAUGACGACAGCAAUUGCAAUUGAGGAUGUCAGGAGAGAAGUGAAGAUACUACGUGCUUUGACGGGGCACAAGAACCUAGUGCAGUUCUAUGAUGCCUAUGAAGAUGAUGACAAUGUUUAUGUGGUGAUGGAGUUGUGCAAAGGAGGUGAACUAUUGGACAGAAUUCUUUCAAGGGGGGGAAAAUAUUCUGAAGAAGAUGCAAAGGCUGUUAUGGUUCAGAUUUUGAGUGUGGUUUCUUUCUGUCAUCUCCAAGGCGUCGUACACCGUGACCUCAAGCCAGAGAAUUUUCUUUUUGUAUCAAAGGAGGAGAAUGCCACACUGAAGGCCAUUGAUUUUGGACUUUCUGACUACGUAAAGCCAGAUGAGAGAUUGAAUGAUAUUGUAGGAAGUGCAUAUUAUGUAGCUCCCGAAGUUCUACAUAGGUCGUAUGGGACAGAAGGAGACAUGUGGAGUAUCGGUGUGAUUGCUUACAUCCUUCUAUGUGGAAGUCGACCGUUUUGGGCACGAACUGAAUCUGGUAUCUUCCGAGCUGUUCUCAAGGCAGAUCCAAGCUUUGAUGAGGCCCCAUGGCCGUCUUUAUCUUCUGAUGCAAUAGAUUUUGUAAAGAGACUUUUAAACAAGGAUUUCCGUAAGAGGCUAACAGCUGCUCAGGCUCUAAGUCAUCCAUGGUUAGCCAAUUAUCACGAUGUUAAGAUACCGACGGACAUGAUAGUGUACAAGCUUGUAAAAGCUUAUGUAUGCUCAUCUUCGCUACGGAAAUCAGCAUUAGGGGCUCUUGCUAAGACAUUAUCAGUAGCACAGCUAGCGUAUUUGCGGGACCAAUUUACAUUGUUGGGUCCAAACAAAAGUGGAUUCAUCUCUAUGCAGAACUUUAAGACAGGCGUUGUGAAGAACUCGACUGAUGCCAUGAAGGAUUCGCGAGUUACAGAUUAUGUAAACAUGAUUAGCUCCAUUCAAUAUAGAAAACUGGAUUUCGAAGAAUUCUGUGCUGCUGCCAUAAGUGUACAUCAGCUGGAAGGAAUGGAAACCUGGGAGCAACAUGCAAGGCGGGCCUAUGAGCUGUUUGAGAAAGAUGGAAACAGACCAAUUAUGAUUGAGGAACUCGCAUCAGAACUUGGACUUAGCCCAUCAGUACCCGUUCAUGUAGUUCUCCAAGACUGGAUCAGACAUUCCGACGGGAAGCUUAGCUUCUUGGGUUUCGUCAGGCUUCUACACGGAGUCUCAUCCCGCGCUUUUCAAAAGGCUUGAAAUCAAAACCUGGCUACUCAAGGUUUUCGUCCCUUGCAAUACUUCCAAGCUCCUUGACCCGAAACAUCACCACGGGAACAAAAUGCGGUCUCUGAAUUUUCGGCAUCCUGAUAAGCCAGCAUUUUUCUUGGUCACAAGGAGAGGUGCUGUAGAGCGAAGAAAAAAGUAAUGCCAAUGUGGUAUAUGUUGCUACUGAUGAGGCCAUUCUAUUUCUAGCAUGUUAUGUUACUCAAGGGUUUUCCUGUUAAUUGGUGGUGUUCAGUUUAGAGGAUCGCACAGAUGAGGGUAGAUCAAGAAUGUAUUUAGAAUUAGCAAAACUGCUUUCAGAACUGAAGUAAGUUUUGGGGUCUAUUCGCUUGUGUACUUGCUGCACCCCCUUUCUUUUUUUUUGGUCCCCCUUGCUAGUUUUUAUAAAUAAAAUAUCAGUGUUCUUCUU
This is a messenger RNA of Morus notabilis, 2683 nucleotides long. RefSeq names its product CDPK-related kinase 1. Gene Ontology annotation, biological process: intracellular signal transduction; protein autophosphorylation; peptidyl-serine phosphorylation. The transcript is spliced from 11 exons. NCBI's taxonomy places the organism in Eukaryota, Viridiplantae, Streptophyta, Magnoliopsida, Rosales, Moraceae. The record is from RefSeq and is a predicted model, not a curated record. The coding region runs from base 505 to 2247 and encodes 580 amino acids. Gene Ontology annotation, molecular function: calcium/calmodulin-dependent protein kinase activity; calcium-dependent protein serine/threonine kinase activity; ATP binding. Gene Ontology annotation, cellular component: cytoplasm; nucleus.